Photinus pyralis (common eastern firefly) is the source of this 4473-nucleotide messenger RNA. It is a transcript of the gene Oatp74D, whose product is annotated as solute carrier organic anion transporter family member 74D. The record is from RefSeq and is a predicted model, not a curated record. Lineage: Eukaryota; Metazoa; Arthropoda; Insecta; Coleoptera; Lampyridae. Gene Ontology annotation, molecular function: protein binding. Gene Ontology annotation, biological process: sodium-independent organic anion transport; transmembrane transport. The transcript has 9 exons. Gene Ontology annotation, cellular component: membrane. The coding region runs from base 643 to 2817 and encodes 724 amino acids.
UAAAUUUUAUUUUUUGUUGGUGUAUGAGAAAAAUAUGUUUAGUAAGUGAUGGUCAUAAAUUGGUCAAAUUUAUAUGGGAAAAACAACUGCCUGUAGACAGAUGAGUGUCACUACAACUUUUCAUUUCUCACAACAGAACUUAGUUGAUUGGGAUUUUGUUUGUGACAAUAGAGUAAUGUGUCUUGUUAGAAUGCUUGGGUGACCUUAAAUUAUAGAGUCGGUCGCGCUGAAUUGGUACACAUCAUUUCUGUCGGAGAGAUGGUCGUUUUAAUUGGAUCUAAUCUGAGUCGACUGUUAAAAUAAGAACAAUGCAAGAGAUAACCUACAUCCUUUCGGGCCGGGUCAGAUACGACUUGUAACAUUCGGUUAUGCUAAUCAGGCCCGCGAAGCUGAGACGUUGUCUGUAGGCAUGCAGUGGUUGGCGGACUUCUGAGGGUGUUACGCGGAGAAAGUGGUGGCUUUCGCCUUUGAAUGGCUGAUCUAGUGCACUAUGAUUCAAACUUGUAGUACAGUUUGUGUACUCGACGUAUCGUACAACAAUUAGAACUUGCCAUACCAAUAUAAUUAACAGGAUUCACCAGGAGUUCGAGUGACCCAGCAUUAUGAGGACUAGAAUUUGAUGUUACAUGUGUGAACAACAAAAUGUGGAAUUCUUCGACGAAAUCCAGCAACAAUAACGGCCCUACAAAUGGCGACACACGUAUGGGAGCUGACAAUGUCCCCGAAGAGCAAACGGCACUUACAGAACACGAAGUUUUCAGAACUCAGUGUUUUCCCGCAUCCACCGACGAUAUUUGCAAAGAGACUGAUACUGUGUGUGGUUUAGGCCCUUGCGCGCCCCAGUGGUUACAGCUUUUCGCAUCGAAACAAACAUUUUUGAUUGUAUUUUGCAUAACAUGGGUCUUUCAAGGGAUGUACCAUACUUACUUUGUAAGCGUCAUAACCACAAUAGAAAAAUUGUUUCAAAUUCAAUCGAAGAUAACCGGAAUUAUCAUGAGCGCUACAGAAAUUGGACAAAUUGGCUCUUCUUUACUUCUGACAUACUACGGCGGCCAAGGACAUCGACCCAAAUGGAUAGCGUGGGGGAUGGUUUUGUUCGCAGUUUCCUCAUUCACAUGCUCUUUACCGCAUUUUAUUUACGGGCAAUCUCUUAUAAAAGACAAUUUCUUUAACACGAAACAGCACAAUAUCUGCAAAUUACCAACCAACGAAACUACUACAACGCAUUGGAGGAACAUCACCUUAGAAACGACGACUCUACAUGAAAUACAUCCCGAAAUGUCACAUAUUUUUCAAACCUGUGAAGAUGAAGUCAUUUCGGCUCAUAGGAUUAAUCCUGCGGUUACCAAAAUUGUGCUGACUAUAUUUUUUAUCAGUCUUUUAGGGGUUGGUAUGGGACAAACUGCCGUUUAUACAUUGGGUAUUCCAUAUAUAGACGAUAAUGUGGCCAGCAAAGAAUCCCCUUUGUAUUUUGCAAUCACAAUCGGCGUACGUAUUUUGGGGCCGGCCCUCGGUUUUAUGGUAGGAUCUUUGUGUACCAGGUUUUAUGCGGAUCUCUCCAUGAAUCCUCAAAUAUCUACAACUGAUCCACGGUGGAUCGGAGCUUGGUGGCUGGGGCUUGUGAUGAUUUCCGGAUGUUUAAUGCUGGCCGCAUUAGCUAUGUUCGCAUUCCCUAAACGAUUACCCACAGCGAGACCCACACCCCGCAUUCAUAAAGUAGACGCUAAAAAUCCCAGUAUACGAGAUUUUCCUAAAACUGUGAAGAGAUUGCUUAAGAAUGAUAUUUUAAUGUUUCGAACUGCCAGCAGCGUUCUGCACAUACUACCAAUAGCUGGUUUAUAUACUUUCUUGCCAAAGUAUUUAGAAUCCCAGUUUAGAUUACCAACGCCUUCAGCAAAUAUGAUAUCAGGAGUCGGCGGAAUUCUGGUAAUGGGAGUGGGUAUUAUUAUUAGUGGAGUAUUUAUAUUACGAGUGAAACCAAACGCCAAAUUCGUAGCAGCUUGGAUCGCCUUCACUGCCGUUUUAUAUGCUCUAGGUAUGGGAAUAUUAAUGUUUAUCGGAUGUCCCAUGAGCGACUUUGUAGGAUUAAAAAGACAGGAUGAUGGGCUCGCAGUGAUAGAACCUGUGUGCAAUUCAACUCAGUGCAAUUGCAAGAUUGAUAAAUUUGAACCGGUGUGCAAUAAUGGUAUAACAUACACGUCUGCCUGUCAGGUGGGAUGUAGUAAUUUUACCGAAACAGAUGGAAAAAUAGUGAAUUAUUCUAAUUGUGUGUGUUUAGAUAAUCGUUUUAAUAAUAUGACAUAUAAAAAUAAUCAUACCUUUAGUAAUUAUACUUUUAACGACACCGUAACAAUUGGUUACUGUGAUAGCGAAUGUUCGAAUUUUAUUUGGUAUAUCUUAAUAUUUUCGAUAUUCGUUUUUAUACACUCUACCUCUGAAGUUGGAUCUAUGUUGCUGAUCUUGCGAUGUGUAGAUCCUAGAGAUAAAGCUAUGGCCUUAGGACUUAUACAGUUUGCUAUUGGACUAUUUGGAAACGUUCCUUGUCCUAUUAUUUAUGGAACUGUUGUUGAUUCUGCUUGUCUGUUAUGGAAGUCUGUAUGUGGAAAGCGAGGAGCUUGUGAUUUAUAUGAUUCUAAUAAGUUUCGAAUGUUUUAUCAUGGAACCACUAGCGCCAUUUUACUUUGCGCAUUUUUUGUUGACGUUAUUGUGUGGGUUAAAGCUGGUAGUAUCAACUUCGUAGAUGAACAGUCUCCGUUAGAAGAAGAAUUGAAUGCUAUUACAGCUAAACCCAAAAAUGACGUAAAUGUACAGCACUGAGUGACAACAUAGAGAAUGGACUUACUAAUAUUAUUUUUACACGACUGAACGAAUUUAAUGGCAGCUGUUAAUGAAUAAGUUAUUUAAAUAUCCUUCUGUACAUUUUAUACCUACACAUUGCUAAACCUAGACCUUACAUUUUAAAUCCUAGUUGUAAGUAGUUUAAUAGUCAAAUUAGGUUAAUGAUCCUACCUAUUUAUUAGAUAUUGUUUUGUGUUGUAGUGAUUAAUCAUUUAUACGUGGAUAAGUUUGUAACAUAAUUUUAUACUGGCAUCUUAUUGAAUCAGGGAAAUUUAUAUUAAAAACAAUUUGAUACAUAAAUUUUAAAGCUUUCACUUUUAUACUUUUUUUAAGAAAUUAUACACUAUCAGGCAAAAUGGAAUUAUGAUUAUGUCUAUUUGUAGACAAUCGGAUUUCAUAAAUCAAAAUCUUUUGUUUAAAAUAUAUACCUAGUGAACUAAUUGAUAUGUAGCUUGAUUGAUUGUGCAUUAAUUAUAAUGCAUACUUAGAAGUAUUGCUAUUGCAUUGCUGAUCUGUGAUAUAUUCGAAUAUCUAAUAUUUUAAAAAGUGUAAAAAUUGUAAUUUAGAAUGAUGUUAAUACUCUUAUUUUCAGUACGAACUUUUGCUAUAUUUUAUUGUAUCUUAUUAGUUACCACUUUUGAAAGUUGUUAUUUACAUACAUGAAUUAAUUUGGUGUCAGUUUGCCAGUAAGGGUCAAAUUCUUAUUCGUGUAUGUCUACACAUUUUACGUGAACGUUUUUUGUCCUUAUUCUUUUAGUAGCUAUUAUCUACGUGCCAUAAUAUCAAAAGAAAUUUUGUAUAUCUAUAGAAUGUUAUUAUUAAGAACAGUUAAAAUCGUAUACAAACAUAGUGACUUCACAAAUGUGUAGUAUUUUAUUUUAUUAAUUUUUUUAAUCAAUUUAUCCAUUUAUGAUUUCUAGUGAUUCUAUUGUAAAUCUUAAUAAUUUUCUUUACUUGGCGUUUUGCCGUGAAUUGCCAUUAAAACUAAGAUGGUUAGUAACUAGCACACUUGUAUAUAUUUUAAUAUUAAUGCAAGCGCCAAUUAAAGAACAUUUAUGUUAAGCACAUGUGAUCAGCUAUGAACUGUCAAAACAGAAACAAAAAGCUCACGUUUCAUAUUUACAUAUAGUAAAACUUUUUUGUGCAUUAUGGGCCUAAUAGCCAAGUUAGUUAAAGAGAAAUUUAAUGUAGUACCUUUGACAACUUAGAUUUCCCAAUGGAUAUGAAUUAGUAAAUAAAAAAUAUUUUUUUUAUUGUUGAUAAACUGCCAUCAGUGCCAUAACUAGAUUAUUUUGAAAAUUCAUUUUCUACUUUACUAAUAUUACAAUUUUACGUAUGUGUUUUUAAUUAAACAUUUUUGGUUUCUUAAUUGUUUAUUUACUUUGGCAUUGUAUUUUUUUCCACAAUUCCAGUUACGGUACUGACCGCCAUCAAGACUUAUUAAAUUAUAUGAUGAAACAACUCAAAGAAAUGUCUGUGAUUUACUUGGAUACAUUACAACUAAGAAACUUUUUAUAUUUCCUAUGGAUUGCACAAUUUUAGUUUUUGUAUUCUUGGCUAUGGUAAUUGUAAAAACAUAUUUUGUAAAAUGUCUUCAUUAUAUUAAUGUAUAAAAUAUAUUAUAUACAAAUGCAA